AAAAAUUCUUACUCUGGUUCGGCGUCAUUUUAGUUGUUAUCUAGUCAUCGUGUGAAUAAACACUAAACCUGUUUGACCUUAAUUGUACAUUAGUUAUUAUCAUUGAAGGACAAUGGCAUCUUUAAAGAAUACAGCAAAGCUACCAUUUUUGACAAUAUGGAAAAGAAUUGCUAAUCCUAUAAUCUCUGUAUCUAGUCAUAAAGAUUGGUUGAAAUAUGUACCUGAACGAACAAUGGCUGGACAUAGCAAAUGGGCUAACAUAAGGCAUACCAAAGGUGCCAAAGAUCAUGCGAGAGGCCAGCUAACUCAUAAACUGACACAAGCUAUUCGGAUAGCAAUUAGAGAGGGAGGAAGCGCUGAUUUGAAGUUGAACACAAGCCUAGCAAAUGCAGUUGCAAGAGCCAAUGGGAAUGAUGUCCCCAAGGCUACGAUUGAUAAAGUCCUCAAACAAGGGAAAGAGGAUGCAACAAAUGCUACCAGGUACCUAGCAGAGGCCCGUGGUCCUGAUGGAACUGUUUUUAUAUUUGACUGCUACACUGCAAAAUCCAAAUUCCUUAUGUCCAACAUGAAGAAUGUCUGCAAACGUCACAAGUA
Molecule: messenger RNA, 594 nt
Organism: Owenia fusiformis
Lineage: Eukaryota; Metazoa; Annelida; Polychaeta; Sabellida; Oweniidae
Source: the annotation of a GenBank genome assembly